ACCAGUGUUGUUCAAUUGUGUGUUUUUUAUGUGUGAUUGUCAUUUGGGAAAUAACUUUACAAUAUGAGGACUUUGAAUUUGUUAUAUUUGUAAUUUCAAGUUCAGCUAUGUGCAUAAAUUUCUCCAUUUGUCCAUUUUAACUACAUUUACAGGAGACUCCCAAUAGGAUGUUUGUAGAAACUUAGGUUUUUCUGGUUUUAAGUUCUUCAAGCUCAAGCCAAAUGUUACUUGAACUACUGUAUCAAUGUUUUGUGAUUGUUAUGUUACAUCAGAAGUAUGCAUUCUGUUUCUGUUUGAUUUUGAAAACCCACAAAUAUAAUGAACAGUUCGCAGGACAUUUUUGUCUUAUCAAUAUACAGUCAGAUGACAUUUUUUGCAUUAUUGAUUACACCAGCAGAGGAGUAAUACAUACUGUUAGACAUUCUUGUGCUAAAGAAAAUUUCAUAAUAUUAGUAAAAGCAUAAUUACAUUAUUGCGCACUUGGUUUAAAGCCUAUAUUGGAGUAAGUUAUUAAACAAACCCUGUCUGCGUAUCAGAAGCAAACAAUAUAUAUGGAUGCUAUCAAACCAAAUAUUUCACAGAUUCUUGAGAAAUUUGCCUCACAACUUGCCAUGUUUUUAAACUUGUAGCCACUUUUAAAUAAUUACAGAGAUGUUUACUAGAAUGUUCUUAACACAAUAAUACCAUUAAAAAUGUCACAACACCCUUUGUAGUGACAUUUUAUUUUUCACUCACUACUCUAAAACCAUCUGGGAUACUUUCCCUUGUUUUAGACAGAUCUUGAUAAUAGAGAUAAUAGAAAAAAGGUUUUUAUUCUGCAUUUCCACCAAGGAGAUCAAGCUCAGGACGUUUGGCACAAUGGACAGGAUGCAGAUGCAAUGUUUUUUUUCUGGUACAUUCAACCAUUUUUGACAGAGUGUGCCACUUAUAGCUCUUGCUGGCUCCUGGUGAUCAUUGUUCAGUUCAAGUAUUCCAUUGCAAACAUUUUUUUAAAUAAAAUGUCAGUUUUGUCAUUUUGUUGAUAAAUAUAUAAUAUGUUGAUACAUAUAUAAUAUAAUAUACUACCAGUGUACACCUACAUCAAGAUUGGAGGAGCUUGAUUUUCCCAUGGCAGAUAAUCUUACAGAAUAGUUAUAGAGGCGGAUAGCUCCGCCCACAUAUCUGUCAAUCACUGUUAAUAGCCACGUCUAAAAGAGUCUGUUAACAUCCAGCGGGGAACGGUUUACAACAUACAACUCCGAACUCUUAAAACAAAGCAGCACGGAUCCUAGGACGUGGGAGGAGCUCGCAGAUCACUUUGAAGAGGAUGCUGGAUGUGUACAGACAUGAUGCAGCACCACAGCUAAACACACAUGGGGUAUGUCACACACAUUUAGCAAACGCAGUUGCUGUGAAGUUUGUGUAUUUUUUCCCCAUCUUGCGCUACAAUGGAGCCAUCAAAGCAGCCGGUCCGCCUUCGCUCCUCUGCCCAUCACUGACUGCAGACGCUUCACUCGCGCUAUGAGCGUAUAAACAGCAGCAUCAUCAUCUGGUCUCAGGACAGGCCUCGUCAUGGCCAGAUCAGCCAACAGAAACGGUGAGGACGGAGACUCCGGGGACUCAGAAAGAGGGGAGAUGAGGGAGCUGUCUCUGGUGGAGGUGCUGAAGUGUUAUGAGCAGCCCAUUAAUGAGGAGCAGGCAUGGGCUGUGUGUUACCAGUGCUGCAGGGAGUUGAAGCCGCCGCGCCCGAACACUGUUGUUCAGUUCCUGAUCCCAGACCUGUCCGCAAUAAUCCUGCACCGAGACGGCACUAUUACCGCACAUCUAAAGCGCACUGAUGACAGUGAUGCUAACCCUGUGUCUGUGUCUGAGAAUAAGCUGGUUCAGUCCAUCGGUGUGGCCAUCUAUCAUGCUCUGGACUGGGGACUGGAUGACAGUGAAGAGCGGGAAUUAAGUCCACAGCUUGAGAAUCUGAUUGAGUUUAUGGUUGGCAAUAAAGACAGCAGCGAGGCCAAACAUUGUGCCAGUAAUUCAGCUAAAGACGAAGGCUACAGUGGCCAUGAGGAGGAGGAUGAAGAGGAGGAAGAGGGCAUGGUGCAUGGCAUUCAUACUGUCCACCAGGUGAUGAUGCUUUGUGCCAGCAGACUGGCGAAUUCAGUGUUAGCACCAGAGCAUUACCAGGCAGUGUGUCGCGCACUAUUCCUGGAGACUCUUGAACUACAGACCUUCCUAAGCAAAAUACAAGAUGCCAAAGAGGUGUCAGGGGCGUCGCACCCGUGGGGGAUAAAACACCCACACUUUUCCCGCUCUGUGUCUGUGUUUGCUGCGGCUGCCUCCUCUCCCCUCCCUCUCAAACAUGACACCGGCUUUGAGUGUGACCGGCUGAUGAUUGGCUCGUGCUGAGGAGGCGGGAACUUAUGGUUAUGGUUAUUUACAUCUCCCUUUUUCAGGUACUUUGAAUGAGUGUUUAUGCUUUUGAGGUUUUUAAAUAAGCUUGAUAUGUGUUUGGGAAGAUGUUCUGUUUAUGUUUUGUUGACAUGUCGAGUGUUUUCUGUAUUAUAUUUCGUUUUUUAGACUAAUGCUAAUUGGGAUAUUGUUCAGCAGCUAGCUAAAUUCGGUUAUGUACGAGGCAUGCAAUGUAUAAAGUAACUUUGAUGAAGAAGGCAGGGAAUUGACGAGGAGGAGGGACAAAUUGUCAUUGUUAAGCAGUGUAUUUAUGGGUUUAUUGCCAGUGCAAUUGAUUUUGAUAUUUUGAGCAUUGUUUGUUGAUUAGCUGAAUACUUUUGCGGAUACUUACAGUACCUGUUGUGUUUGAUUGUACCUGUCGAGGAGAAAAAAGUGAGAAAUGGUGUCAUUGUUUGCAUACCUGUUGAAGAACUAUGAAAGAAAAGUGUAUAUUAUUUUAAUGUUUAAAAACAGUAAAUUGUUACAUUAUUUAUACCACCAUAGAAAAAGCUUUGUGUGGGCGUUUAAAAAAAAAAAAUCUCCCCUUUUCAAGGCGCAAGUAAGCAAUUUACUUAAAGAGCAGGUUUCAUGAAUCUCAUAAAAUUACCGGCAUUUCAAUAUGUAACGUAGCUUUCCUUCAAUUUUGACGAUCUGCAAAGUUGUUAUUCCAAAAAGUCCAUGAUAAAUUAAGAUAUUGGCUUCCAAAGUAAGGAGUCGACUCCGAACCGCCCAAACAAAUCGUUAGGCUUUCGAAUCUUUUGAGUGUAACAUCGAUACAUCACAGUGUAAUGCAUCAGCACAAUGCCCGCCUUCCCGCGAAACAGGAACACUCUGACUUGUCCACUAGCACUUCAGGUAGUGUUGCGUAUACAACAUGUCGAGGGGACGCUGUGUUUUGUGCUGUGAACGCAAAUGUACUUUGUUUUUGCGCUGCCAAAGGAUGACGAUGUGAAGGAUCAGUGGCUAAUUUUUUUUCCUCCAUGAUAUACCACUGCAGUACAAUUCCAACCUUGUGUAAUGUGCUCGUCAUUUUACCGCCGACUGCUUCUCAAAUUUUGGCGAGUUCAACGCGGGAUUUGCCAGCCGCUAGACCCUUAAAGAUAAGUCAAUACCAACUUAAUUUGGACUAACAAGCGUCUCAGAACCACAAGCUGUAAGUAUGAUAAAUACGUUAUGUGUACAUGUUAAAUUGAGUGCUUACAAUAUACGUUAAAGUAAUUGUGCUAGUCCGUGUUGUAUAUUUAGUACAGCUGUAGGUUUCCAGGUAAACAACGUAUAAAUUAACAGUGUUACAGUUUUAAUAAUCCAACUCUUACCUAAUAAUGUGGAGGUUAUUGUAGACUGUUGUCGUUCUACAUGUCGUAGUAUUGUACAAACUGUAACCCUUUAUCGUUUAGUCACGGUAGCACUUUGCUAAUGUGUCUCACAUUAUGGUUUUGUCAAGUGUGCAAAGUUUAACUGUGGUCACGAUCCCCUUCAAACAAAACGGUUUGCUUGUCAUUAUUUUAAAAACGGACUACAGCACUAUAUCAUUUUAUUAUGUGAAGGUGUGUGCAUUAUGUUUGGAAGCUCUCACUAACUUGCUCAGUUACUCCUCUCUGUAUAAUCAAAGUAAUGAUCAACUUUUGGAUAGAGCCGUUGUUGCUCUCCCACAGCUAUGAUGAAAAAAGAUCAACAGAAAACAAUAGUCUGAAUGGUUUAUGAAGAUAAGUUUAUGAAGAUAAAAUCUUGUGAUAUGGUAAUACUGAUGCCAUUUUUACACACAGCGUCUUUGUUUACAAAAACCUUCCUGAGAUAAGAACUGUGGUAAUGGGCGUUUCGUUUCUGACACGCAGUGUAUGAAGAAAGACCAAUCACAACUGAUUGGGCCAGUUGGCCAAUCGGAGCACACUGGACUCGCGGUUGGGAGGAGCUUAGAGAAGCGGAACAUUUGAACAGCUUUGGAGGAAUCGUUUAGGGAUCUUUGAGGAAUGGAUAGAUACUAAAUGCUUAUUUUAAGAAAAUAGCACCGUUUUUUUACCUAUGAUGCAUUUGAACAUGUUGUUGGGGACUCUAAUACAACAUUAGGACACUUACAAAAACCUUGAAACCUGCUCUUUAAAAAUUUAGCAGUCUCAGUCACAGUCCUGUCAGACCCAUGUCACUAUCAAGCUUACCACCGAGUGUGUUUUUAUACUUUUCUAGUAUCACUCAUUUAAAUGGGAAGCUUUUUAUAUCUUGUAUGUUAUACCUUUUGUACCCUUCUGUCAUUGUAUUCAUCGUUUUUAUUGUUAACAAACAAACCACAUCCAUCCCCCGCACUUUUGAAAAGCUUGCACGCCCCUGCAAGGUGUCAUUGUGGCCUCAAAGCUUCAGCACCGCCGCUCUGAGAUCGAUUACUAUGUCUGAGGUGAAACACGCCCCAAACCAUUAGCAUACAAACAAAGAAAUAUAUAAAUAAAUUAAUGUAGAAAUAAGUAAAUGUAGGAAUAAAUACAUAUAUCCAUGAAUAAAUGUGAAAAUACAUAAAUUAGGGCUGUCGCGAUAAACCGACGAUAAAUAUCACGUGAUUUAUGCACAGCUUUUGAGUGAAGUACGGGAAAAUGCUGCUGCAUCCGAAAGCCAGAGGGCACUCUCGUGAGGAAACUCCAAAUACGCACUGCAGAAGAAGACCAUAACACGUUCAAGAAUCUAGGAAAUGCCUAUGGACAUCUUUUUAUCACUGUUACUCAAGCCUCAUCGGGUAUUUUUAUGAUAAUACAGUAUAUUUAUAAUGAUCAUGUUUGAAGGGUGUUGCUUUUUCAAAUGCACAUUAUAAGCGACUCAAACUCGCACUGCUUUUAGAUCGAGCAGCAUUUCCUACUGAUCCCAGAGCCGUGCUUCACGGACAAGCUACACAUAAAAAAAUAUCGACACAUUUCAUAUCGCAGCCAGCUUGAUUUCAAUAGGAUUUAGCGGUAUCGCGAUAAAUUAUCGUGCAGCCCAAUGUAUAAAUAAAUAAAUGAAAAAAAAAAUAAACGUGGAAAAAAUAUAUAAUUACACAUAAAUGACGAAAUAAAAGUAUAAAUACUCAUUUAUUUUUGCUUUUUUACAUUUCUUCAUGGAUUGAUUUUUGUAUUUAUUUAUUUUUAAUUUUGUCAGGUUUGGAAUUCCAUAAUAGCCUGAUGACACUGUGAAGGAGUGAGAUAAUGAGAGCUGUUGUUUUUACCUUCACUGCCAAUGGGGAUCAGUCCAAUGGGACUCACAUACUGUAUCAUUUAUAUAUUAACGUGUAUAUAUGUAUGUAUGCUGGUUUAAUUUGUAAAUGCAUUAAGAUGUUUUAACCCUUUUACUGUCACUGUUCCAAUAUUGGAACACCUAGGUUUACUUCAAUUUUCACAACUAAAUCUUAUCUAAUCAUGACAAACUAUAUAUCAUUGGAAAGGUCUAAGACUCUAGAAUACACAUUUGACCAGUGUUUUACAAAAAUAAAUUAUGUAGGAGUAGUAAUUUAUUCAUUUAUAACAAGAGUGAGCAUAAAAACUAUUAAAUGCUGCUAAAUGUCACCGUUUCAGUGGAACACUGAAGUUAUGCACUAUAAUUCCAUUUUAAUCCUGACAAACUAUACAGUAUAUCAUUGGAAAGCUCUAAGAAUGUAGAUUUUAUAUUUCAGAAUUGUUUUGCAAUAGAAAUCACUUAGUAAAAGCUUGAGUAAAAAAAUUCUCAAAUGUCACUGGGCCCAUUUGGUACCAUCAUAAAAAUUACAUAUUCAUAAUCAUAUUUUAUUGUAAAUUAAAAAAUAAAUCUAAAAAACUUCUAUAUCAUUGGAAAGC
Triplophysa rosa is the source of this 6215-nucleotide messenger RNA. RefSeq names its product carbohydrate sulfotransferase 6 (gene chst6). Bases 1552 to 2382 code for a protein of 276 amino acids. The record is from RefSeq and is a predicted model, not a curated record. The transcript has 5 exons. Gene Ontology annotation, molecular function: actin binding; N-acetylglucosamine 6-O-sulfotransferase activity. Lineage: Eukaryota; Metazoa; Chordata; Actinopteri; Cypriniformes; Nemacheilidae. Gene Ontology annotation, biological process: actin filament polymerization; sulfur compound metabolic process; Golgi vesicle transport. Gene Ontology annotation, cellular component: cytoplasmic vesicle membrane; cell cortex; Golgi membrane.